AUGAUGCAGGCCGGGUAUAAAGUUAGUUACGUAACAAUUUUAGCCCAGGCCCUUUCUCUAAGAUCAUCACGGAGGCCGGAGUCACGAUCGGAUCGGAGCAUCAUAUUUUACGAUGGAUUUUGGAUGGCUAUGAUGGUGAUCAACAACCAAGGCAAACCUCGCCUCGCCAAAUUCUACAAUUAUACGCCUGUGGAACAGCAGCAACAACUAAUUCGAAGCAUCUACUCAGUCUUAUGCUUGCAGCCUGAAAAUGUAAGCAAUUUCAUUGAAGGAGGCGCGCUAUUGGGUCCGGAUUCAAGACUUGUUUACAAGUUGUUUGCAACAUUGUACUUUGUGUUUGUAUUUGAUAGCUCUGAAAAUGAACUGGCUAUGUUUGAUCUUAUACAAGUAUAUGUGGAAACAUUGGAGAAGUGCUUCAGCAAUGUAUGCGAACUUGAUAUUGUUCUCAAUUAUGGCAAGAUGCAUACUAUCUUAGAUGAAAUGAUUCUUGGAGGUCAAGUUGUGGAAACUAAUUCUCAAAACAUAAUCAAAGCUGUUGAAGAAAUUUCAAAGUUGGAAAAAGUCACAGCUACUACCAAACUCAUCUCCAAGUCCACAUCUCUAUUUUGGGGAUAAUUUUGUAACAAUCUAUUUUUAAGUGAUUGCAAAGAUUUUACAAAAAAAGAAAAAAAGAAAAAGAAACUUUGCUAAAUUCUUUGAAUUCUUUACAUAUUUAAAGCAUAUAUUGGAAAUAGAAGUGCG
Lactuca saligna is the source of this 741-nucleotide messenger RNA. The record is from the annotation of a GenBank genome assembly. NCBI's taxonomy places the organism in Eukaryota, Viridiplantae, Streptophyta, Magnoliopsida, Asterales, Asteraceae.